Diplodia corticola is the source of this 879-nucleotide messenger RNA. RefSeq lists its product as uncharacterized. The record is from RefSeq and is a predicted model, not a curated record. NCBI's taxonomy places the organism in Eukaryota, Fungi, Ascomycota, Dothideomycetes, Botryosphaeriales, Botryosphaeriaceae. The transcript has a single exon. Bases 1 to 879 code for a protein of 292 amino acids.
AUGUCCAAGCCUCCCUUCAGCUGCAUCAGCGACAGUCAGGCUCCUUCUGGCCCAAGCCUCGAGCGUCGCCAACUAGCCAGCCCGUGUGGCCUCGCCCGUCUUCCGGAUGAGCUCAUUACCCUGGUUGCCGAAAACCUCGUCGACGUCGAAGAGGCCGACACCUUUGUGUAUAUCCGGGACAACCACCUUGAAAUCAGCCAUCCCGAAGUCUACCAAAACCUCGACCACCUCGUUUCAGGCCGCCCUUGGGAGGCACUGACCACCGAGUUUGAGAAAGCACUCCACAAAGAUGGAAUCAUCGCCUUCGAGGAUGAAGAAGCCUUUAUGAGCUACUUCGACCCGGAACUAUUAGAAAUCGACAAACACCUGUCUCGCAUCCGCCUGGCAACCCAGCGCGUGCGCUUCAUGGACUGGAACGGCGGACACAACCACGUGGCCCAAAAGGUAAUUCGAUCGCUUCGCAACCUGACCAGCGUGCACCUCGGCGGCGUCUGGACGAACAGAUACGGGGGCUUCAAAAUCCACCCUGCCAAGCGGGAGCUCUCCGAGUUCGAGCCCAAGGCGAAGAGCUUUGCAGCGGCCAUCUGCCCGGAUACCGGUUCGCGCCCGCCGGGUCGACCGCCGCUGCGCGUCACGUUUGGGCCUGGCCGCUUUGGCGAGAACACCGUCGGCGCCCACGACUGCAGAGGCGACCGCUGGGCUCUGUGCAUCUGCCCUCGGCCUGGCUCUCCCGUCCACUGUACCUUCUGGAGCCACGGUCAACCAAUUUCGCGCUGCGAGUGUGUAUGUCCCAUGGAAGACCACGUUCUGUGCCUUCUCAUGGAGCCGUUUGAACGUAAAGAGAAACGUUGUAUACCCACCGCCUCGGAUACGAGGUAG